Messenger RNA from Ilex paraguariensis (yerba mate), 1002 nucleotides. The record is from the annotation of a GenBank genome assembly. Lineage: Eukaryota; Viridiplantae; Streptophyta; Magnoliopsida; Aquifoliales; Aquifoliaceae.
AUGCAUGAUAUCAUUCAUGAUCUUGCUGCUUAUGUCAUGGGAGAUGAAUUCAUAGUAAUGAAGCUUGGCCAUGCAUCAAAUAGUCUUGCACAAGCACCUCAUUCGUCACUAGUUGGCUGUUCUGAAUUGCCUUUAUUCCCAGAUACCUUAUGUGAAGUGAAAAAUGCACGAACGCUUAUGAUGUUUUUUCCUAAAGGUGACAUUAGAGAAGUCCCUCCACAAAUGUUCUCAAAUUCCAGGUACCUUGAUUUCUCACAUACUCGGUUACGAACAUUACCUAGCUCUACAGGCAGCCUCUAUAACUUGCAGACUUUAAGUCUUUUUGAAUGCUAUAAUCUACUGGAAUUGCCAAAGAGCACAAGAUGCUUACUUAGCUUGAGGCAUCUCAACAUAAAAGGUUGUGAAUCAUUGACUCAUAUGCCAACCAGGGUGGGGGAAUUAAGAAAUCUUCAAACCUUGCCAAUGUUUAUUGUGGGCAAUGGAGUUGGGGAAAGCAUCAAAGAGCUGCAAUGCCUAAACAUUCGGGGAGAGCUAGAUAUCAAAAACUUGGAGAAUGUGAACAAUGCUAUAGAUGCCCUUGUAACUAACUUGAAAGAGAAGCAAAACAUUUACUCACUGGGAUUAUCUUGGGGAAAUAAUGUGGAGGAUCUACAGGAGAAGCACAGUAGACCACUUUGGCCAUCAAGACAGCAACAUCAUCAUGCUGAAUUCACGAGAAACAGUGAAGACAUCCUUGCAUAUCUCAAUCCAAAUUCGAACGUAAAAAGAUUAUCCAUAACAAGGUACCCAGGAAUUGCAUUUCCAAAUUGGAUAAGGGGUGAUGCCUUACCAAAUCUCACUACGGUUAAGUUGAUCAAAUGUGCCAGACGUAAGCAACUCCCUUCUCUUGGGGAACUUCCCUGUCUCAAAUUUCUUUACCUGAAUGGAUUGCACAUGACACAGAAGAUUGGCAUUGAGUUCUAUGGUAAAGACACAACUGUGCCAUUCCCAACACUGAAAUAA